AGCGGAACCGGUUCCACGUGUAGUAGCUCGCCGCGCUCGAUGCCAUACAAUCGAGACGUGCGCCGAAGUUCGUUGCACGCAACAACAUUAGACGCAUUGUCUGUCUGAAUAUUACAACCGACUGCAGGCCGUUGCAUAUUUGCAUGGGAUAGCACCGUGGUGCAGCAUUCCUUCCGGAUUGUUGAAACAGUGGCACCGGUGGCAGGGCCAGGGGCAGUCGAUAAAGUUUAGCGCUCGGUUAGUGUGUGGAAACGGAAUUGGAAGUGGAAUUUUCGAUCACCGCGGAGGGGAGGGGGGGAUGUAACGGACGAGACGAGGUGGCGUACAGCGUUGCAUUAGCAUUAAAAGAUUCAAAGGGCCGCCGUAGGAAGCGGGGCUUUCCCGAAUGCCAGCAGUUUGUGGAAUGUGUGGUGCAUGCUGACCGCCACUGUAUCAGAUGCGGGCAGUGUUUGGUGUGGCGCAGCAAACAAAACAGUGUAUCAUUUCGUCCGCGAAGCUGCACCAGGUUUCCUACCGUCACACAGCCACAAUGUAUACGGUAAUUGACCGUUAUCGAAGGUCCCGUCGGGAUCGUUGCGCGUACCGUUAGUGUUUUGCUACUGUGUGUAUGUGCGAGCCUGUGUGCGUUCCGUGUGUGGUCUUAUGUGCUGGAAGAUACAUGUGGCGUUAGGUCGUUUGCGUUACACAGUUUUUCUUCCGACCGCCCGUGCGUAUAUGUUGUGAACGGAAAAUGAAGAGAUAAUUAGCAAGUGCGCUGCAGCUGCAAUGUCAACACACACACAAACGCACAUGCCGUUUGUCCGCCACCUACGCCUGCACGAGUGUUGUGAUGUUGCCACCGGGCACCGGGUCACUGUUUGCCGGCUUUCAUCGUCUGUAACGGCCAUUUCGUGAUCGUUGGCCGUGCAAACCGUGGCACCACAGGAAUAAAAAUAAACACUAAACGAGCCGUGGGGAUGCAGUUUGGAUGGAAUUGCACUACCAAGCAAGAGCGAGAGAGAGAGAGAGAGCGAACGAGAGCGUCAAAUGGGAAAGUGCUGCAGGUUGGAAAGUGAAAUGGCAACGAAAACUCAACAGUCAAGCUUAUUGAACGACAACCACUGCGAGUGAAUUUAGAAUGACGCACCAAGCAAAAGCACUUUAGAAAGUCAGCAGCAAGUUCGCCCAACCCCAGAAGCUAUAACCGGGCAUCGCCAUGUAUGAGGAAAAUACUACGUCAUUCCUGCUCCUCGGAGAGUACGAUUCAUUGGCCGAGCAAAACGUAUCGGCGUUCGGCCUUUACCUCGAGGAUGGGGAGCCGAACGAAACGUACAUGGGCAACUUUACCUGUCCCCCGACGGACAUGCCGACCACCUACUAUCUGUUCAUGUUCCUGUACGCGGUAGUUUGCCUGGUAGGCGUGCUGGGCAACACGCUCGUCAUCUACGUGGUGCUCCGGUUUUCCAACAUGCAAACCGUUACGAACAUGUACAUAUUAAAUCUGGCAAUCGCCGACGAAUGCUUCCUGAUCGGGAUACCGUUCCUGAUUGCCACCAUGCACAUGAAGCGGUGGACGCUCGGCGGUGCCAUGUGCAAGGCGUACAUGGUGAGCACCUCCGUCACCCAGUUCACAUCGUCGAUUUUCCUGUUCAUCAUGUCCGCCGACCGGUACAUCGCCAUCUGCCAUCACAUCUCGUCGCCCAAGUACCGGACGCCGCUGGUUUCGCGCAUCGUGUCCCUGCUGGCGUGGCUUGCGUCCGCCCUGAUCAUGCUACCGAUCAUGAUCUACGCCGACGUGAUAGAGCAGAAGCCCAAUACCUACUCGUGCCAGAUACUGUGGCCCGAAACGCACGGCCAUCUGCCCGGGUACACGUUCACGCUGUACUCGCUCAUACUGGGCUUCGUCAUUCCGCUCUGCUUCAUCAUGACGUUCUACUGUCUGGUGAUACGCAAGCUGCGGAACGUGGGCCCCAAAACGACGGGAAAGUCGCGCGGCAAACGACGCUCCCAUCGGAAGGUAACGAAGCUGGUGCUUACCGUCAUCACCGUGUACAUCCUCUGCUGGCUACCGUACUGGAUAUCGCAGGUAGCCCUCAUCACGUCCGACUUUGAGACGUGCAGUACGAGGCUCGAUCUGAUACUGUUCCUGCUGGUCGGUUGCCUCGGCUACAUCAACUCCGCCAUCAACCCGAUCCUGUACGCAUAUCUGAGUGAGAACUUCAAGAAGAGUUUCCUGAAGGCUUGCACGUGCGCGGCACGGGCCGAGGUGAACGCACAGCUGAAGCUAGAGAACAGCGUCAUGCCGAAACGUUCGCGCACCCGUACCAACUCCGACACGACGCAGCUAACCACCGGUUCGAAGGUGCAGCAUCGAUUGCUGGUGGAGCCGACAACGACCGCCACCACCACCACGACGGCGGCUUCGUGCGUUUCGUCCCGCAAUCCUAGCCCUCCGCCCGCCCAGACGCAGCGGAACAACCAUCUCCUGACCGUACCUGGUACGCCUGCCGGUGCAUCCACCAACGGCAGCGGCAACACUCCGUACAGCAACCACAAUAACAAUAAUAACGAUACCGGUACCACCAACCCAGUCAAUGGUAAUCCCAGCACGGGAAAGGGUGACCAUUCGUCCGCUUCCUAUAACGCGAACGACGAAGGUUUGAGCUCGCCGUGUGGAAACGGUUUAGAGGAGCAGCUUGUCAAACUAACGUAACUCGUGCAUUGUGUUAAGCACAGGAGCACGCAAGCCAUAAUAUGUAGUUUAGUGAUUUUUAUUUUUGAAUAGAAAAAUUGUCAGAAUUUAGAGUAAGUAAACCCGGUGGGAGUUUGAUACAGAUUUCACUAAGCUGAUACAGCUGCAUUAGCGUACGAACGAAUCUAGAACCGAAUGCGUCACAAACGUCUAAUGUUGGAUAAACAUUGCCAAAUAAGAAACCAAUAAGAACCGGAGGCGAAAGGUAAGCAACAUUUAUUUAUGUGAUAACUUAAUGUUAACGAUGUCACGAACCAGGAAAGUGUGUGCGUGCUGGUUUUGUGCUAGCGCAAGAACUGGCUCCUUCUACGCACGGCGAUCAGUGAAAGAUCGCUUCGAAAAAUCUCUUCGGAUGCGUUCAACAGCUUCUUUACGGUUCUGCCCCUGCUGUCCAUUAACGUCGAUCGUACGUGAUCGUGCGUGAGCACGCUGGCAGCGAGCCAAUCCACAUCGAACGCAGCUCGUGAUGCUGUGGGUGCGCUUUGCCUUUAAGGCCGACGGACGAUGGAAUUUUCUUCAUCGAUUCUGCCGCCCCGAACGAUGGUUAAAAUUUUGAUGGAUGACAGUUUGCAUCUCACGCCGAGCAGCAUCACGCUCUCCGUUCCUGGAGGUGAUCGGGUCGGAAUUCGGUUACACAAACCUGAGCUCCCGAAUUCCGUACCGCACCGCGCGUGCUCUGGCACGGGGCAGAAUUGGAAUUCGAAAAGCCGAGCUACACCAACUGGCCAAAACAAAAAAAGGGAGAAACAUCUUUCGAAGUUAUAGCACUUAAAGGGGGUUAAAUUACGACCACGAUUACGACGAUGAUGAUGAUGAUGUUGAUGAUGGUGUUCAUUGAGUGCCUUGGUAGCACGUGAAAUAUUUAUCGCUUUUAUAAAUGGGGUCGAGAAGGGGGGUUUAAGCUAUGCGGAUUUGUUUAAUUUAUUGAGUGGGAUAAAUGCUUUUUUUUUCUCCACGUGUAUGUGUUGGUUUUGCCUUCCCCCCGAAUUUCGUUUUUGUGCAUCUCAUCCCGCAACGUCGAAUGGCCUAACCGAACUUUGCCAUUCAUUCUCGAAUCGUAAUGUUUACGUGCGAUUGAGGUACGAGCGUGUUUCGAUUAAAAGUGGUUGAUUGAGUUGUGCCGGCACCCAUGGUUUUGGGGUGUGCGAGGUUAUCGAGGCGCGUUCGAAUGCAUUCAUCAUCGGAAUUCAUCGCAUGGUUAAUGGAGGUUUUGUUUGUGCCGCGCGCUGACUUACAGCAACGGCACCGAAAAAAGACAUUAGGUUGUUGCCUCAUCUAGCUGACCGGAAGCUGUUACAACUGGACGCGUUUAAUCGGCUGCAGGAGAGAGGGGGAGGGAGAGAAUAGCUGGACAGUUGGAAUGUUUCGUCGGCAUGUUUAUGGGUGAUGGAACUAUAUAUUAAUCAACGAACGGAUAUAGUAUAGGCGCGGACGGUAGAUCUAUUAGGCUAGUGCAUCAUCAUAAUUCAUCAUUCAACACAGUGCCCGUUGGUGUGGCUCAUUUCGAAAGAUGGCACUUUUCUUCGUUGCUGGAACGUAUUCGAAGAGAUUUUUAAACCGAAACCGAAUAAUCCUGUUUUGUAAGCUAAUCUCAAACGUUAAGGUUGAGGGGUGAAUUUAGAAGAAAUUUUUGGUAGCCAAUGUUUCCUCCUCCCCCCCGUCAAGAAUGGUCCCCCGAAGCCCAACGAAUAGGUUUUUAACAUUUCUUAAACAAAACCGGCAUAAACGUAAUGGAAGCGCGUAGGGUGUAAUUAGAACUACGAAAUAGGAAGGAUGUUUUUUUAAAUGAAACCUAUCAAAACAAAAAAGCUUCGAACAUUGUGAUGCAACAUUUUAUCGGCAAGGGUAGUACGUCGCCGAGCUCUAUUUGGAGAAACUAUGGUUCGUUCCGAUGAAUUUCACCAAAGUGAGUUGAGAGGAGGUGUCGUAAAAAGCCCGUUUUGAUACAUGCAAAGAGGUAGAAGAACAGCACCACGUUUGACGUUUACUUGACCGCAUCGAAUCAGCUGGUUAUAUGUGUUGUUUAUUAUUCUCGAUGCAAUAACAUUAUUUUAUGAUUUGUUUUCUUCUAUUUUGCUGUUCAAUAUCGUUUGGAAAGCUUAGAUCAAGUGAAGAAUACAGAAUAUUGUAGUGUGUCAGUGCUACCUGAGCUGAUUCUGUAUUAUAUUUAUAACUUUUUGGAGUGGUAACGAUGCAGCGCCUAUUUGGACAGGGCGGCUUUGACUGUAUCGGCGUUACAGGCGGUGCCGGGUUUGCAUCCUCGAACUAUUGGUUGAUCCGAGGUAUAGGAUCGUUCCACUUUUUUGCCGAUCUGCAAGCAAAAAAUAGAAUCCAGAUACAUGCUGGACAUCUCGCACCCGGAAUGGGUGCAGCUAUUCAUGAAGUUUGUGCAGAACGAAGAAAGCCGUGCUGGAUUUGACGGAAUCGUUUUUUUUUUUGCAUCACCGUGCUCCGGCUUGGUCACUAUCCAUUGGGAUUGUGAGUGUUAUAUGUGUAGGGUACGGCCUACUCCGGGAGGGGGAAGGAAAAGGAUAGACAGU
Anopheles stephensi (Asian malaria mosquito) is the source of this 5271-nucleotide messenger RNA. RefSeq names its product somatostatin receptor type 2-like. NCBI's taxonomy places the organism in Eukaryota, Metazoa, Arthropoda, Insecta, Diptera, Culicidae. The record is from RefSeq and is a predicted model, not a curated record. The transcript is spliced from 2 exons. The coding region runs from base 1196 to 2692 and encodes 498 amino acids. Gene Ontology annotation, cellular component: neuron projection; membrane. Gene Ontology annotation, molecular function: somatostatin receptor activity; peptide binding. Gene Ontology annotation, biological process: G protein-coupled receptor signaling pathway.